GCAGCUGCAGAAGUCUCUUAUCAAUCACCUGGAAAGCACUUUGAACUACACUAACCUGUAUGAAAGGAUGGCCUCAUUUGGGUGGAAGAGGAAAGUUGGCGAGAAGGUGUCAAAGUCAGUGGUGCAGCAGUUCGAGGCUGAGGCAGAUAAGGCUCCACAUGACAGGGGAAAACAGGACGAGGAGGUAGACUGGAUGCACGCCAUCAAACGACGGCGAGAGGUCCUGCUGGAGGAUUGUGCAGCUAAGAGCAAGAGACUGAAGGAUGAAGGUGCAGUGUUGGCUGAGCAAGGCAGGCACUGGGAGGCCAUCAAGAAGUGGGACGAGGCCAUUCACCUGACACCAGAAAACUCGUCACUGUAUGAGAUGAAGUCUCAGGUGUUGACCAUCCUGCAGGAAGUCUUCCCAGCUGUGAAGGCGGCAGAGAUGGCAGUGAAGUUCCGCCCUCUUUGGUGGGAGGGCUGGCAGACUCUGGGCCGCGCCCAGCUCAACCUGGGAGAGGUGGAUCUGGCUGUGAGGUCCUUCCAGGUUGCAAUACACUUGUGCCCAUCAGAGCGCACCCUGUGGCAGGAAGACCUGUUGUGGGCAUCGAGGUUACAGAAGCAGCACACAGCAAACAAGGAGAAGAUUCACCAGGAGGAGGAGACCAAAAAACAGAUCCUUAAUGCCCCGGAGCUCGAGCAGGACUAUGACUUCGAAUCUGACGAGGUGCUGGCCGCCUGCGUUGCGGUCGCAGAGCGGGAGACACGCUACGAGGAGCUGAAGAGGACAGCUGUGGUUAUGGACGCUGAGGGAAAUAUAAAAAAUGUACUCACUGGGGAAGAGGGAUCCGAAGACACAGUGACACCAUCAAAGGAGCAGUUUGUCAAAGCAAGAGGACUUUGAACUCUGCUCAGCCGAAUUUAUUGUCCUGGUUACAUUUUUUAGUGCUGAAUGGUGAGAAUCAGAUCAGAAGCCAGCACGAUUAGAACUGACAAAUUCUUGUAAAGUGCAACAGAUUGAAAUAACAUUUUAGUUGUACUCGUGUUCUACGUUUUCCAUCCGUAUAAUGUUCAUUUACAAGAACAUGCAAAUUGUUAUGCAUGCUUUAAAGGAAUAGUUCGCAUUUUUUUGAAGUGAGGUUGUAUAAGGUACUUACACCAUAAUAUUAUGCUUGCUGCUAAUCGGCUGCUUGGGUCAGAGAGUGCUGCUGUGGCUUAAUACAGUGCAUGGUAUGCAUCAUGGAAAUAUGGACGUUUUCUGGUGUAGUUGAUGUUGAAGUUGUAGUUGCCAAGGAAAGGGCAGUCUGAUGGCAAGGUGAAAAUAUUCUAAAUAUUGCUUACACUCAAACUGAUUUUGUUUUUCUUAAGUGAGCCUUUAGUUCCAUCCAAAGCAAUAAAUUGCUUAGUUUCCAUGCCAGUACUCUUGUCUGCUUCUCUAAACUCGGAGCGUGCCGACCCAAAUCUACUGCAGGUAAUUCACUGACUAUGGAUAACUACUUCAUACAACCCCACUUGGCAAUAAAAAAACAAACUAUCCCUUUAACUUAACAUGCUCAAAGAUUAAAGAUAUUUCAAACUCAUUUCUGGCUCAUUAAGUCACAUUAAACUUUAGACUCAUGUUUCAGUCAGUAAACAUCUACCCUCCACUGAAAAAGAGAUUUAUGUUCACAUUUAGGAAAGUAACAUCAGGAUACUAAUGUGAAGCAAUAAACUUUAACAUCCUCUAGUUUUAGUUAUGUUUCAUGUGGACAAGACACAAUAACACUUUAAUAACUAGUGUACUCUGCGGUUACAUUACAAUCUGCUUUCCGACAUUCUUCCCACUGCUUGAUAGACUCCGAUGGUUCAGAUGGAAAUAAAAACAUUUUAAACUGCGGUUGGUCGAAACUGGCAGAUUUUAUUUUUGGCUGAUUUUCAAUUGGAGUCACUUGUAAAGUUUGAACACAGUUUACCCAAUAAAACUUCAAAUAAAGAAAACAAAGAAAAAAGGGAAAUAGCAAAUAUGUGGAACAUGAUUAAAGUAUUGGAAAGCAACCCACGCUGAUGUAAAACAGUAGUUCUCUGCGUUAGCCAGAAAAUCCUGGGAAAAUCAAGGCACUUAUUGAAACCUGAUGGUACGACCUGUGAGGUGCACGUAACUGCGACAGUUUGUAGCUGGAAAAAAGUGAAAAUCAUUAGUCAAUAAGGGAAUAUACGUGAAUCAGAAUGUGUCACAGCUCUCAGUUUUUCCUGCACUUUUCUUUUUUGGGCGGCCAGUGGGGAUGAAUUGUAGUUAUAAGAAUGAACCUCACAAUGUACAUAGCACCUAGAGCAAAGUAACAAACUGCUUCAUAAUAAAAAUAUUUAAAUGAAAACUUAUUGUAAGAUUCCUUUUGUCAAAUUUGUAAAGUUAGAAGACUAAAUGCAGCACUUUAAGCCAAAACACACACAUUCAUAAUAAAGUAGAUACAUAUGCUGCAGAUUAUAGCCAAUUUAGACAGAUGACAUUUGUUGAGUCUUUAGAAGAAUAAUCUAUUUAAAACGAUGACUUGAACGAAUCUACAGCAUAAAUAUUAACACAAAGAACAAUACCGGCGCAAAAAUAGCUAAAUUAAAUAAAUCCAGCUACUGCACACUGAAAACCUAAUUUUCUGAACUUAUCAAAGAGGAGGGGGAGGGGAUCACCUUUUUUACGAUGUUCUUUAGAGACAAACCACAGUAUUUAAUUGCAGUAACAAAGAACAUGAAGGGUACAAAAGACAGUAAACCACAAUCUGUAGAUUUCUCUGUGUUUGCUUUCCAACAGCUUUAGUUAUUUCAGAGUCAUUAUUUCUCAUAAAAUUCCUCAGUGAUACCUCAUAAUAACCACAUCAGUAUCAAAUCACAAAGGAAAAAAUGCUUCAACGGUAUUGUAAAAUCUUGAUUAAGUUUAAUUUGGAGUGUGGGAAACAUUAUUUUUUGUUUGAUAACAAAGGUCUACAUUUUUUGGAUGUUGAUAAAGAAUUAAUAUUAAAAUAAUAAUUAAAUAUUUCCUGCCUUUUUAGAAAAAUAAGUUGUAUAAAUGUCAUAGGUAAUGCUGGAUUUGACGAUGCAGUAUUUAUCUUCUUAAGUAGAUUAAAUGUUGUCUGUCAAUCUUCUUUAAUGUGUGUAAUUUAUGUACUUGUA
This is a messenger RNA of Scomber japonicus (chub mackerel), 3123 nucleotides long. RefSeq names its product tetratricopeptide repeat domain 33 (gene ttc33). The record is from RefSeq and is a predicted model, not a curated record. Bases 68 to 883 code for a protein of 271 amino acids. Lineage: Eukaryota; Metazoa; Chordata; Actinopteri; Scombriformes; Scombridae. The transcript has 6 exons. Gene Ontology annotation, molecular function: protein binding.